CCUUUCCCAGUCGGCUAUACUCCGCCCGUCUCGUCGAUCCUCAUGGCGAGGCUGAUGAUGCGAGUGUCUAGUUAACAUCUUCUCAUUCACUCCCUCUGGCGCCACACGUCCAUGUGCGGCUCUGAUCAUUCUCCUAAUACGCUUUCUUUUCUCUUAUUCUUUCCCCCCAAAUGUACAACAUAGUCUCCGCUUUUUUGUAUAGAUCGCCUAAUUUUCCAGCACCCCCUAAAAUUCAAUUUCUGGAAGCAAGUAUUUUAUUAGAUUUUUUUCUAAUGUUUGGAAUUAUGUGAAUUGGCUGCAGCUGGUGUCACCAAACAUCUUUCGUCAAUCACUUUUAUUCGAACUCGGGUUUUAAGACGCGUCUCAUCUUGAACGUAAGACGCUCGUGACUCGCCGCGAAGAUAUAGUUUCAUUAAUCCGCCUCGCCUCGAGUCCACAACUUGACUGGAUUGUGCGUGUUUAUGUUAGUUGUUUUCAUCGCUGCAACUGUCAAAUCAAGAACGGAACCGCUGUACAGCUCGCGCGCAUCGCCGCUGCUCCGUGGAGACUUGAGCCGCGCGCGCCGAGCUCAUUCACUGUGAAUUAAACCGAACUACAGAAGAGCAAGUCUAUACAGCGACUGUCGGAGUCUACCGGAAUCCACACACCGUCUUUUGGUUUAUUGAUCACCAUCUCUGCGACUGGUGGACACAGUUACCGCUAUACUGCCAUCAUGCUUCAUUUGCGCCUUCCAUCGACCCCUUUCUACUUCACUCCUUGCCUUUCCUCUCUCCUCCUCCUGAUCUUCCUCUUGGGCCUCACCCAUCUGUCUCAGGCUGGUGGCGAUGUGUCCCACAGCAGCUCGGGGAACUGUUCAGGAGAGGACAGCUGCUCUGACGGUGUCGUCCUGCCGGUAUGGAACCCCCAGAACCCCUCUGUGGGCGAUAAGGUGGCACGUGCCAUCGUCUACUUUGUGGCCCUCAUCUACAUGUUCUUGGGCAUGUCCAUCAUCGCCGACAGGUUCAUGUCAUCCAUCGAGGUGAUUACGUCUCAAGAGAAGGAGAUAACGAUCAAGAAACCCAAUGGCGAGACUACCACUGCUACCGUACGCAUCUGGAAUGAGACCGUGUCUAACUUGACCCUCAUGGCUUUGGGAUCGUCGGCUCCUGAGAUCCUGUUAUCUGUGAUUGAGGUCUGCGGGCACAAGUUUGAGGCUGGUCACCUGGGCCCGAGCACAAUUGUGGGUAGUGCUGCAUUCAACAUGUUCAUCAUCAUCGCCAUCUGUGUUUACGUGGUCCCAGAUGGCGAAGUACGCAAAAUCAAGCACUUGAGGGUCUUCUUUGUGACGGCAGCCUGGAGCAUUUUCGCCUACAUCUGGCUCUACUUGAUCCUCUCUGUCUUCUCUCCCGGCGUGGUGGAAGUCUGGGAGGCCGUGCUUACUUUCCUCUUCUUUCCGCUCUGUGUGGUUCAGGCCUGGAUCGCUGACCGUCGCUUGCUCUUUUACAAAUACGUCCACAAGCGCUACCGUGCUGACAAGAACCGUGGCAUCAUCAUUGAGACGGAGGGUGACGGCAUAUUCACCAAGAUGGAUAUGGAGAUGGACAGCCAAGGUGCCAAUUCCCACCACAAGGAGGCACUUGAUGGGAUGCUGGCCGGUGUGGAGGAAGGAGGUGGUGGAGGAGGUGGAGGGGAAGAAGAGGAGGCCAGGAGGGAUAUGGCUCGUACUCUGAAGGAGCUCAAGCAAAGACACCCAGAGAAGGAUAUGGAGCAGCUGAUCGAGAUGGCCAACUAUCAAGUGCUUGUGCAACAGCAGAAGAGUCGAGCUUUUUAUCGCAUCCAGGCCACCCGCAUGAUGAUCGGAGCAGGGAACAUCCUGAAGAAGCAUGCUGCAGACCAAGCCAGGAAGGUGGUGAGCUGCCAUGAAUCUAAUGCCCAGGAAGAAGACCCUCACACCAUCUACCUGGAGUUUGAGCCCUCCCAUUACCAGUGCUUUGAGAACUGUGGCUCCUUAAAAAUCUCUGUGACCCGACAUGGUGGAGACAGUGGCUGCACUGUCAAGGUUGACUAUCGCACAGAGGAUGGCACUGCUAACGCAGGAUCAGACUAUGAAUUCGCCGAGGGCACUCUGGUCUUUAAACCAGGUGAGACGGUGAAGGAGCUGACAGUUGGCGUGAUCGACGAUGACAUAUUUGAGGAAGAUGAGCAUUUCUAUGUAAAUCUCAGCAACCCUCGUGUUGUCCACCGCGCUGAGGUCUCCGUCCUCGACCCUAAUGCGGUGUCUCCAGGCAACAGCAUUAUGGCGUCCAGCCACGUUCCUCCCAAAGCUGCCCUAGGUAACGCACACACUGCCACGGUGACCAUUUACGAUGACGACCAUGCGGGGAUCUUCACGUUCGAGAGCAAUGCCACAAGAGUGAGUGAAAGCGUGGGCAUGAUGCAGGUGAAGGUCCACAGAACAUCUGGAGCGAGGGGGAAGGUGGCAGUACCGUACCACACUACCGAAGGAACCGCCAAAGCUGGAGAAGACUACGAAGAGGUGGCUGGCAAACUGGAGUUCCUCAAUGAUGAGACCUUGAAAAUCCUGGAGGUGAAGAUCAUUGACGAUGAGGAGUACGAGAAGAACAAAACCUUCACCAUCCACCUGGGAGAGCCGGUGCUUCUGGAGAUCGGGCAGAAACACGGAGACUCCAAUGAUAACAAGCCGGCGGUGGGGGCAGAGGAAGAGGAGGUGGCCAAGAUGGGGUGCCCGAGUCUGGGAGAGCAUACCAAACUGGAGGUGGUGAUAGAGGAAUCGUACGAGUUUAAGAAUACCGUCGACAAGCUGAUAAAGAAGACUAACCUGGCGCUGGUGGUGGGCAGCAGUAGCUGGAGAGAACAGUUUGUUAGCGCUGUCACUGUCAGUGCAGGUGACGAUGAUGAGGAGGAGAGCGGGGAGGAGCGCUUGCCCUCGUGCUUUGAUUACAUCAUGCACUUCCUGACAGUUUUCUGGAAGGUUCUUUUUGCCUUCGUUCCACCCACAGAGUACUGGAACGGCUGGGCCUGCUUCAUCGUCUCCAUCACACUCAUCGGGGUCCUGACCGCUGUCACUGGAGAUUUGGCCUCUCACUUUGGUUGUACAGUAGGCCUGAAGGACACUGUCACGGCUGUGGUGUUUGUGGCCUUGGGCACGUCAGUGCCUGAUACCUUUGCCAGCAAGGUGGCAGCCAUCCAGGACCAAUACGCCGAUGCAUCAAUUGGAAAUGUGACAGGUAGUAAUGCAGUUAAUGUCUUCCUGGGAAUCGGAGUGGCGUGGACCAUCGCUUCUGUAUACUGGAACAGUCAGGGCAAAAAAUUCCUGGUCCCGCCGGGGUCGCUGGCGUUUUCUGUCACCCUCUUCACCAUCAUGGCUCUGGUGUGUGUUGUUACACUACUGUACCGCCGCCGGCCCUCUGUGUCUGGGGGCGAGCUGGGGGGCCCACGAACCGCCAAGCUGCUCACCGUGGUCCUCUUCAUCAUCCUGUGGCUCAUCUACAUCAUGCUGUCAUCGCUGGAGGCUUACUGCCACGUGCCUGGCUUCUGAGAAGGUGCAUAAGAGAGAUGUACUCUUUGCUGUAAAACCUCCCAUCAUUCUUCCUCUUUGCUUCUGUCUAUAUGAGAAGUCUAAAAUGAGUGUUUACAUCUGUUCUUACUGAUUAUAAUCGUUGUUGAAAUUGAACUCGCAUCCUUUCGCUAACACUGACGUGGAUAUCUAGAUGAGUGUCAGUGGUGGAUGAUAGAGGCUCAGUCAUGCACAGCUUCUCUUUAUAGAUGGAUCUGUCUUACAUGGUGUCUGCCACCACCUGGAUAUUUAGACACAGCAGCACCCUCCAGAAUUAUCUCCUGAGAGCCCCUUCAGCAUUUUUCUUGCUUUACUGCUGUUUUUUUUCAAGGAUGGUCCUUCGAUGUUCUCUCAGAAAUCCCUCUUCUAUCAUUCUCUCUUCCGUCCAAGUCGCUGUCAACAGACUCCUAUUCCCACUGCAGAGAUUUGGGCAUGCUUCACGCCUCUACCUACCCACAAGACAUGAACACUCUGUUUCAUCUGUCUUCUCUUGCCUGUUACUACAACUCCCAGAAGACAUUCAUACCACACUAGCACUGUUCAUUUUCCACAGCUAUAAUUUCAACUCAAGUGAACCUGUGGGGGCUGAGCUUCUCUAACUGACUCCGCCCCCAAUAUAACCUGACUCCUUUACCGAUAACCUUGGCCAAAUUCUACUCUAACAUCUUCAUCAGCUCUGAACAUGUCCCCAAUGCUACCUACGCCAGAUCUUCUUCAAUUCAGACCUCAUCCUCAAUAAUGAUUCAACAACUUUCUCAAUAUUAACCUCGCCUCGGUGUCAUCACAGACCCUGAUCAGCACUACUUAUACCACAUUUUUGACCAAUAACCUCGGCCCCAACAUUACAUAAAUACCUUUGUCACUCCUGACACUGGCCCAUCACUACUUAAACCUUACGUUCUUCACUUCUGACUCCACCCAUUAUACUCCAUAUACAUCACACCUUUUUAAUCUCUGGCACACCCCAAUAUUACCAGACCUUAUUUACAUAUGAUUUCAGUUCCCAAUAGAACAAACUUCUCUUCACUUCUGACCCUACCCACGACACUUCCUGUGCCACACCUCCUCCAUCACUGACCCCACCCCUACAUUAUCUAUAGCACACAUUUUCACCUCUGAUCCAACACCAUCACUACCUACACCACACCUUCUUCAAUUCUCAUUUUACAUAUGCCACAACUUCUUUAUAUGUGGCUCUGCGCAAAAAUUAUCUAUACACACCUUCUUUAUAUAUGAACCCCGCCCUCGACACAACAUACCACACCCUCUUCACGUCUACUAUUUGCUGGUGUUGUAACUUUUUAAAUACUCUUGUGAAAUUUUUAUAAUUUAUUUAUUUAUUUUUACUAUGCUAAUGAAGUUAAUUAUGAGGUCAAUAGCAGGAAUGUAAGAAAGGAUUUUUUUUUUUUUUUCGUAAUUUUGUUGAAACUUAACAAAACCUUAAGGAUACACAAUUUGCAUGAAACAACAUUAGUGAUAGAAGUUGAACAGAGACCAAAAGAAAUAGUUUAACAGUGACAGUGACAUAUGAACCAAGGUGUUGGUGUUUAUUCAUGUGAUAUUUAUUGAUAUUUAUUAUUAUGAACUUUGUAUUAUGUGGGAAAUAUUGUACACUGUUUGUGUGUGAGAGCAUGUAUUCGAAUGGGCGAGUGCAACAGAUUUGACGAACAUAUGAGUGUUGUAUGUGCCAAUUUGUCGAAAAGUGUUUAAAGUCUUUUUAUCUGACUAUGAGUGUCUGAAAGUGAAUGUGUCCAACACUCAAGCACAGCGAAUUUUGUUUCUGGCACUGCCACGCUCAGGAGUUUCAGGCUCUUAUCAUGUGAGCUUCUGGAUCUUCUCCCAACAUCCUUGAAUUUACAGUUUGCAGUUUACAUGUGGUACAUUCGUUUCUCCGGUCAAACCGAGCCAUUUUCCACAGCUUCACUGUGUCAAGCUUUUAGCUCUCUUCACUACUGAAGGCUUAGCGUCAUUGAGUCAUGUGGUUGUGUGUGAACACAACAUGGGUGCCUUGAUAUCAACAGUACAAUGUGUCCUGGCCAUACUGUAGGUCUGUCACCGAGCUGUGAGUUUCAUUCACGCUUCAAAAUGUGAAUAUUUUACCCGUGAAAUGUGAUCCCAUCACUUUCGCCACAUUAAUCCAGAGCCAUAUCUAAUUAUCCAAGCACUUACCUCUCCUGAUAGCAUCGACGCCACCUAAUUUGCGUUUAUGUGCGUGGUUAAUGGCUAAUGGAUUAAAUUCCAGUUCAGUUUCAGUAUGCUCUCUUUAAUCAGUGUUCUCCAUCUGCUCCUUAACUAAUAAGACUUGGUUCAUUUCCAGUUAGCCAAGAGUUAAACUGGUUUAGUCAGCCCAACUCUCUAUCCCAUAUUUCUCUUUACUAAGUGAUGCAGUGAUUAUGGGUUUCAGGUUGCAGAUAUUACAUAAUUGUUUACAAGGAUGUAAUGUGUCCCCAUUUUUUCCUGCUAUCAGCCAUCUGCUAGGCCCAACCUGGGACACAUGAUAUAGAAAAUGAAAAGUUUUAGCAGAAGGAAAUGCUGGUGUUGUUCACUAUUAUGGACCCCAGCAGACCAGUGCUUCAAACUUUUAAAGUGCAUUAUUUUAAAGAGCGUUCUGAAAAAAUUGUAAGAGGGAAUGCAUAGUCCCAUUACCUGAUUUAUAAUGACGCCAAUGGCCAAAUGCACCAUUUUAUGACGACUGCUACAGUCCUCCGUUUUCUUGAAUGAUAAAACAUAGAGGUUCAACAAAAGCCACAGUCAGCCAUCUAUGGAAAUGUUGUAAGUGCUCUGCUCACUGAAAGUGGGCGAAACAGAUGUACAUACAGUCCACAUUUAUACAGGCAUAUGUGUAUUUAUACAUUCCAGUGAUACCAGAU
Molecule: messenger RNA, 6426 nt
Organism: Carassius auratus (goldfish)
Lineage: Eukaryota; Metazoa; Chordata; Actinopteri; Cypriniformes; Cyprinidae
Product: sodium/calcium exchanger 1-like
Exons: 8
Coding region: 713-3538 (941 amino acids)
Biological process (GO): cell communication; calcium ion import across plasma membrane; sodium ion transmembrane transport
Cellular component (GO): postsynapse; axon; sarcolemma
Molecular function (GO): calcium:sodium antiporter activity
Source: RefSeq, a predicted model, not a curated record